CGAGAAUUCAAACGAGAACAAAGAAAAUCUAUCAAAUCUUAAAAUUACACCAAGAUGGCAGGACGUGGAUUUGGUAGUCUGAGAGGGCAGACCAACAGUUCAGAUCCAGCUCUGCUGAAGAGCCGAGUCUUUAUUGGAAGCUUACCUACAGAUAAGAUAGAUGACAAAACUGAACUACAAAAGUUAUUUGAUCCAUACGGGGAGGUCCUUGGUGAGCUGUUAUGACGAGACUUUUCUUGUGGUUUAUUUUGAACUUUUAAUAUUGCAUGUCAUUUUUUUGAAAUAUCAUAUUCUCUCUAAAACCACACAACCCCCAAAGAGCACACAUAGGACUUUUAUGAAGAAUACAUUCUCCAGAAAGUUGACUUUCCAGCAAAUGAUAUUUUACUCCUUUUGUAUGAAUGCUGUAAUUUAUUCAAGGGUUUUGGGUUUGUGCAGUUUGUCAAAGAAGGUGAUGCAAAUGAAGCUGUUGCUAAGCUAAAAGGAUCUGUCUUCAUGGGAAGCAGACUUGAUAUCAAGAUGGCUGCAGAGGGGAGGAAGAAAAAAGAGCCAGAGGCUGAUGAAGAUCGGGGAUAUGGAGCUAGAGGUGGCGCUAGUAGUUAUGAUGACUAUGACAGAGGUGGUUUUGAACGGCCCGCCAGGGGGCGUGGUAGAGGCAGACCAGAUGACAGAUCAGCUAGAAGUCGUUCACCAAUAGCCAGAGACCCCUAUGCUGAGAGGGACCCUUACGCAGAAAGACCAGCACGUACCAGGCCAUCACCAUAUGGCAGAGGACGUGACCCAUAUGAUGAGAGCCCUCUACCUCCUCCCAGGAGAGCUCUCCCACCUGUCGACCCCUAUGAUCCAUAUAGCAGGCGUGACCCAUAUGCUGCCGCAGCUAGAGACCCCUACAGGACUGCUGCUCCCCCAGCAGUGCCCCCUACCCCCACAAUAACCAGACCAAUGUAUGAUGCUGCAAUCAUCUGUAUCAACAAGCAGCAGAGGAAUUAUGGUGAAAUGAUAGAACGACGCCUGAAAAACAUCAAUCUGGUCACAAAUCUUCAAAUUCUAGAAGAUGUGAGCGAAUUAGGAUCUGCUGUCGAAAACUGCCAGCGCAAGAAAUUUUUAUAUUGUCUCACAAUUACGAGCCAGAAUGAAAUACACAGAUCUCUGACCCUGAAUAUCAUUCAUGGCACUCCACAAGAGCAUCGCAAUAUGCCACUGGAUGAUGCCAUGACGCUAGUUGCAAGGAAUUUCAGCAAAUAUGAAGAAAGUUUGAGAGAAAAGGCAGGAUCUGCAGCCGCGGUUCCCCGAGCUCUCCCCGAGUUCAAACCGCCCAAUGCAACGGUAUCGUAUUUGUUAAAUCUUUUGGCUGACAGUCGUCAGUUGACAGAAGAGGAGCUGACGAAGGUCAUUGAUUAUUUGACUGAGCGCAGAAAUCAGUUUAUAGUUGCAAGAGGGGGCAUUUUGCCCAGUCAAGGCGGAAAAGGAGGAGAGAAAUCAGCCGAUGAGAAAGAAAAGGAGAUCAUACAACAGCAAGCUGAACUUCAGGCCAAUAUACUCAACAUACUAAAUGGCGGGAAAACUGUACAAGCACCGGCCCCUGUCCCACAACCAUCUUCAAGUGGCGGGAUUAACUUCGACAACCCAAAUGUACAGCGUGCACUAGAUAAUCUCAUCUCCACUGGGCCAAACCUCUUGGCUAAUCUAGGCGGAGAAGGUACCAGUACUCCAGCUGCUUUACAAGCUGCAGCUAAGGCCAGUGGGGGCUUAACUGCUAUAGCUGCACAAUAUGGCCAAACCAUGGGGAGCCAAGGUGUUCCUAGAAGCGCAUACGGUGGUAACCAAUCAAACAUUAUGAGAUAUUAAUACAGUGGGAUGGACCAAGGACAGUAUUUUAACAGUCAUUUUAAGAUUAGUUAAAUGUGUAAAUACAAGAGACAUUGGAAAUUAUUUUCAUACAGUGACAUUCACAUUAUACUUACCUGUGUUCAAUAUAUGAGCAGUUUUAUUCAGAUCUGCCGUAUCAAGUACACAAGAGUAAAUAAACAUUUGAAUGAAGAAAAAAAAACUACAAUUAUGUAAAAUGAUUAGUUUAAGUCACAUUUCAUUUUUUAUUGUAUAAGCAUUUCAGGUUCAUUUUUUUAGUAAGAUAGUUUAAAUGUUGUAAAAUGUGUACUUGAUUACAAAUAAAAUAUGUGUAUUAAAACAUGGAUUUAAAGUUUUCCC
Owenia fusiformis is the source of this 2208-nucleotide messenger RNA. NCBI's taxonomy places the organism in Eukaryota, Metazoa, Annelida, Polychaeta, Sabellida, Oweniidae. The record is from the annotation of a GenBank genome assembly.